Molecule: messenger RNA, 2522 nt
Organism: Oncorhynchus kisutch (coho salmon)
Lineage: Eukaryota; Metazoa; Chordata; Actinopteri; Salmoniformes; Salmonidae
Product: lysM and putative peptidoglycan-binding domain-containing protein 1
Exons: 3
Coding region: 814-1473 (219 amino acids)
Source: RefSeq, a predicted model, not a curated record
AAAAGGGGGGGCUAUUUUCUUGCACAACGGGCACUUCACCUUCCAUUUUUCAUCAAGGCUACCUCAUCCUCUGGAAUGAAAUUCUGCAACACGCCCUUUCUGGGAAAUAAACAAGUAACGUUAGCUAGCUACGUUAACUAACUAGCUAAUUAAAAUGACAAACGUUCCCGUUUCGCAUGUAGCUAGGAAGCUAAAGUACAAAUUGAUUUAUGUGUAAGUAACAACUAAUAAGAUGGCUCGCCUUGGGGAUAUUCGAUUGACUCUGAUCAUUGCCCUCUCUUUUAAACGACAUUUAGAUUAAUAGGUUUAGCUAAGGUCGCAAUUGUAAAUGAGAACUUGUUCUCAACUUGCCUACCCGGUUAAAUAAAGGUGAAAUAAAUAAAUAAAUAUUUGUUAGCAAGGUCCUUAUUUGCGAAUCGCUAGCUAGCUAUUCCAAACAUCUUCAAAACCGUUUGUAAUCUAGCUACUUCCUGCUUUCAGUGAGGAAUUGUGGGACUUGGUCAUACCACGGCAGCCAUGGAAACAGACAGCUGACUGAAUACAUUUUUCCUAUGGCAAGAUUUUGUUUAGAAGCUAACUAACUAGCUAGUCGACGAGAUAAGGUAAACUAGCUACAUGCACUUAAACUCAUGUUAUUAUUAGCUAGCUACCACCUCCCUACAAUAACGACGAUACAGGUUUUCUAACUGUAUAGGCAAUUUAGCUAGCUGGCAAACUAUAGUAACUACUAUAGCCAGUAACGUAAACUGGUUUACGUUAGCUAACGUUAUUGCUAACUUAGCAAGUCAAGAGGGGGGCUAGAUAAGCUCAACCAUGUUCCACGGGGAACGGGCUCCUCUUUCAACGGGUGGAGCCGGUCUACUCCCCGUUAACCGCACGAGGUCAUAUGGCAGUCUUGUACAAUCCAACCUUUCUCCGGUACGACAAAGACGAAUUGAACACCAAGUUCAGCCAGGAGAGACGUUGCAAGGACUCGCGUUGAAAUAUGGAGUAUCUAUGGAACAAAUCAAAAGAGCAAAUAGACUGUACACGAAUGACUCAAUAUUCCUAAAGAAGUAUCUUUCUAUCCCUGUGCUGUCAGACUACAACAGUGAUGCUAAUAUUGGGGUAGAUGUGACUGAGGAGGACUCAGGCAAGGUACAGGACAGUACAAGUAAAAAAGUCUCUACUCAAAAUGGGAAGCCAGUGAACAAUUCUGAAAAGACACAAGAAGGUACAUCAGAACUUUCUCCAAUGAAUUUCUUGAAAAGGAUGGAUCGUAUGAUCAGCCAGACCAAGCAAGCAGCUGUGAAAAGAUGCCAAGAGGGAGAGAAAAGUUUGACAUCUUUGGAAGCAGCUUGUACCAGCAAGACAACAGACCGUCGAUUUACAAGGUCAAACAGUGCCACAGUCAUCACCUCUCCCAGAAUGCAUCAGCAAGCCAUACUUGGUGCAGUGCCCCUCACCAUCACCAAAUGCACCAAGAAACUGUGAGAAAGAGAGGAUGAGAUCUUUGAGUUGUGAUUUGCCUCUGUCAGGCAGAUCAUGGGACACGUGGUACUAAUACAAAAAUCAAAGGGAUAGACGUCCAUGCUAAUCUGGCAUUACAGAUUUAGGAGAGUUCUUAUUUUUACUGAUGAGUAACUUGCUGCUCUAUGGACUUGGAGUUGAAAGUUGGUCGUUAGCACUGUUGAUAUAAUUGUUUUGCUGAUAGUGUGAGUUUCAUUUUGACAUAAGAAUACUUCUUAUUAGGCAAGUAAUUUACUACUACCAAGUUAUUUAAAGUUGUAGUACAUAGAUUACAUAUUAUAUAUUUGCCAUGUCCAGAACAGCACUGUCUGGUUGUCUGUUUACUACACAAAACGAGAGUCAGAAUGUGGUACUUUGACUUGUGUUUAUAUGUUACUGUGAUCAUGUAACUAUCCAAGUUAUGCUUGGCCACAGGCGCUAGAUCAUUUGAGUUAUGCUACCUUGUAGUGUCUUAUGCAAUGUCAGAAAUGUGAAAAAAAUGCAAGUCUUGGAGAACAAUAGAAUGACUCUAAAAAAUGUAUUUAUUAUUGAAACCAAUGUGAGUUGGUAUAGCCUAGUCUUCAUUGGGUGUUUGUUACAAUUAUGCAAUGAUGUACAUAUUUAUUUUUAGAAGAAUACUGAGCACUGCACUUUCAUUUUCUAAUCCUGGCACUAGGUUGUAGUAAGUGGUAAGGUUGCCUUGAUAUUUAAUUUAAUUUUGCCAACCAACUUUAUUGUUACAGUACUGAAUUGGCUAUACUCAAUCAAAGUGAGGAACUUGUUGUUUCUCCUUGCUAUUUCAACGAAAGACAAAACGAUAUUCCUCUGGUAUGGUUUCCUUUUUGUUUCACACUGUAAACUUUUCUGCUGUUUAAAUACCAGAGGUGUAGUUUCGAAGUACAAUAUAUAUUUGAUUUUGCCUUAAUUAUUUCAGAAGCAUCUGGCCUGGUUACUGGUUUUUAUAUGUGAUGUUACUGUUAAUUCACUAGUUUGUCCCUUUUUUACCCAGGUAUUUCCAUUUAGCUAACCACCUA